AUGGCGACCAUCAUGGGCCCGCACGGCAUCGGCCGAGCCGUCCACCGGCUGGAGUUCUCCCACUGCAAGGGAGGACUGGGUGUAAAAAUCAUUGGCGGCUACAGAGAGCUGACGGGAGAGGACUUUGGCAUCUUCAUUAAGAGAGUCGUAGCGGGAGGACUGGCUGCUCUUGAUGGUCGACUUAAGUCAGGUGACCUGAUCGUUGAUGUGAAUAACAUCAGCCUGAGGGGCGUCACCAAUGAGAGGGCAGUGGAAAUCCUGAGGACGGCGUCGCUUUCCAAUCACAUGUCCCUGCUGGUUGCCAGGGAUGACGACUCUAGGCGGGAGUUUUCUGAGCUGAUGGAGAAAUACGGCUCCGGUCCAUUGGUGGCAUCAGGUCGGAUCUCUCCGACUCAGCAGUCUGCAGGGAAGCUGACAGACGCCGCCUCCUCAGCCUCCUCUUCUUCCGCGUCCGAGAGCCCGAAACUGCUCAGCCCUAAAGAGGGUGUCUCCAUCUAUAGCCAUACACCCGCCUUCAGCGACAGCGUGAUCCAGUUGAUCUGCAUCGCCAAGGGCAGCGGCCUGGGCCUGGUCGUCAAGGGUGGAGCCAACCGUGCCGAAGGCCCCAUGGUUUUCAUCCAGGACAUGGUGGCGGGAGGAGACUGCCAGAAGGACGGCAGGCUGCAGGUGGGAGACCAGCUGGUGUCCAUCAACAAGGAAUCGCUCAUCGGCGUGACGUACGAGGAGGCCAGAACCAUCCUGACCCGCACCAAACUCAGACCAGAUCCCACCGUGGAAGUGGCCUUCAUCCGUCGUCGGGCAUCAUCCGGCUCUAGCAGUGGUUCUCACAGUCCUGUCCCGGGGGGGAACCUGGUCCGGCCUGCAGGUCAGGCAGCCGGUCCCCUUCCAACGCCACCAGUUGUGGUCACAAAGCUGACCUCUAGCCGGAACCCAGCCAGUGAGACACUUCCGGCUGUCAACAUCAGCCAGGUCCGAGUGAGUCCAGUCAGAACCGAACGUGUGGGGGUUUCCUCUUCAACUGAGCCUGAUGCUAACGUGGGAGGCUGUCGUCUGAAAUUGGAGCAAGUAGAAAAAGCUUUGGACCUGCUGGGCCUGAAGCCCUCAGAUGCUCAACGCCAGGCGCUCUGGUCCCGACUGCAAGCGGAUCAAGCAGGGACUGUGGCCUACGCUGAUUUGGAGAACGCAACCAGGGAAGCAUUCAGGCCCCAGUCAGACGAGUCGGCUGCAACCCCGCAAGGGUCAAAGUUCACGUGCGAGGACCUGUUGAGUCUGCUGGAAGUUCCCGCUCGCCACCCGUCAACGUGUGAUUGGGACGACAUCGACGAGAUGGAGCGACUGAGGAAGGAGAACCUGGAGGCUCUAAGGGAGCUCAAGAGGUUACAGGAUCAACUGUUGGAGUCUCACAGAGUUCAGCAACAGAUGGAGCAAGAGAUGGACAAUAUGAGACAGGAAGCGAAGGCGGCGGCCGAGGAGACGCAAGCCUUGCGGGCGCAGAUCCAGCUGGCUGAGGAGGCCCAGAAGCAAGCUCGUGGGAUGGAGAUGGAUUAUGAGGAGGUGGUCCACCUGCUGGAGGCCGAGAUCGCCGAGCUGAAGACUCAGAAAGUCCCAAAACCCAUUAAUCCGCCUACUUUGAUGGACAAUAAGGAGGACAACGAGCAGCUGAAGAAGAAAGCGGCCGUGCUGGAAUGCCAACUGAGGAAGUGUGACGCUGCAAAAAAAACUUUCGAAAAGGCGACCACAAAAUUGCUCGCUUUUGUUGAGAAUGUUCAGGAGUUUCUGCUUGAAGGACUUGGACCAACCAAAAGCUUCAGUUGUGCCGACAUGAAAGCGAUGACUCAAGUCGGACCCUCGCGACACAAGAAGAGCUCGUGGACGGCGGCGGCCUUGGCGAAGGAGGCUAACGAAUUGAGUACUAGCGUCAGGAACAUCCUGGAAGUGGAGAUUCUUCCUUACGGAUGGGAGGAGGCAUACACAGACGAUGGCGUCAAAUACUUCAUCAACCACGUGACACAGACCACCUCCUGGAGCGUGCAGCCGGCUGUUGCCGUGACGACUGAAACGCCGACGCCCUUGGAGGCCGCAAACGACAAGCAGCAAAAACAAAUGUAG
Molecule: messenger RNA, 2109 nt
Organism: Nerophis lumbriciformis (worm pipefish)
Lineage: Eukaryota; Metazoa; Chordata; Actinopteri; Syngnathiformes; Syngnathidae
Source: RefSeq, a predicted model, not a curated record